GGGAUGUGUCGAGGGCGGCUUGGGAGGGGCUUGGAAAGUUCAGCUGUUGAGACGCGCACCCGAGCAUUCCUCUGCAGGCUGCCGCCGCUGCUGCUACUGUUUCAGCAGGGGGGUGUUUGUUUGCUUUGUUUUUGUUUUGUGAAGGUUUUAAUUAUAAGAGAGGUGAUUAUACCGGCGGGAUAGCUUGCAGAAAGUAUUCCAACUGGUCUGUUUCAGCUGCUGUACUGCACUGCUGCUGCUACUCAGUUUUAUUCGCUGUUUUGACAAAGGCGUGUUUUAAAGAAAUAAAGUUUAUUAAAAAAAAAAAAGCAAAGACGGAGGAAAGAAAGAGUCUUGAAAUAUGAUCACCUUUUUGUUUCUGGGGCUUUGUGUUCUCAAAGUGGCAACUUCACUGACACAGUUUGCCUCGAUCUACCCGCUGGACCCAGCUCUGCCGAUCGGCUCCUCUCUGACGGCGACGUGCACAGUGAGCUCGGAGCUGGGCCUGGAAGCCAGGACUCUGUACUGGACCCUGAACAGCAAGCGCCUCCCCAGCGAGAGCUACACCGUCCUGAACCGCACGGCUCUCGCAGUCUCCCUGCAACGGCUCAACGGCUCCCGCCAGCAAUCGGGGGACAACCUGGUGUGCCACAGUGCCGACGGGCACAUCCUCGCCGGCUCCUGCGUCUACGUGGGGAUGCCCCCAGAGAAACCAGUGAACCUCAGCUGCUGGUCCAGGAACACCAAGGAUCUGACGUGCAGAUGGGUCCCGGGCGGGAAUGGGGAGACCUUCCUGAGGACCAAGUACACCCUCAAGUACAAACUGCGGUGGUACGGUCACGAGAAGGAGUGCGAGGACUAUAACCAGGGGGAGCCCUACUCCUGCUACAUUCCGAGAGACCUGGCCCUGUUCACGCCGUACGAGAUCUGGGUGGAGGCGUCCAAUCAGCUGGGAGCGGCCGGCUCUGAUGUCACCAUCCUGGAUAUCCUGGAUGUGGUGACCACAGACCCCCCCUCGGACGUGCAGGUGAGCCGGGUGGGGGAGCUGGAGGACCAGCUGAGCGUGCGCUGGAGCACCCCCCCCGCCCUCAAGGACUUCCUCUUCCAGGCCAAGUACCAGAUUCGCUAUCGCGUGGAGGACAGCUCCGAGUGGAAGGUGGUGGAUGACGUCGGGAAUCAGACCUCGUGCCGGCUGGCCGGGCUCAAGUCUGGCACAGUGUACUUCGUCCAGGUGCGCUGCAACCCUGUGGGGAUCUACGGCUCCAAGAAAGCUGGGAUCUGGAGCGACUGGAGCAACCCCACCGCCGCGUCCACGCCGAGGAGCGAUCGGCUGGGAGCCGGCGUGUGCGACCCUAAGGCUGGCGAGCAGAACUCCACCCUGCGCCGGGAGCUCAAGCAGUUCUUUGGCUGGGUGAGGAAACACGCCUACGGCUGCACGGGCCUCAGCAUCAAGCUGUACGACCAGUGGAGGGUGUGGCUGCAGAAAUCACACAAAACUCGCAACCAGGUAGAUACUACAAGGAGAUAAAUCCUAGCCAAUCUGUACAAACCAUCUCAGAAAAAUAUACGGGACUUAUUACCGUACUUGGAGAAAAAGACAACCCUUGCAGGCAGUGAUGUCGUGGUACAAAACAGAUUGAAUGCUGGGAAGACUUUGGUUAAUCACAUACACUGUAACGUUGUACAAUACCUCUUUGCAAAGCAUUUCUGUAUUUUUUGCUCUACUGGAGUGUCCCCCCCGUCCCCCCCCCAAUCAUUUACCAAUGAGUCCUAAAGGUAAUCCUUGUAUUGCAUUGAAGUCCUGUGGACCUGGUGCGUACUGAUAGAUAGCACAUUGAACUCCAGAAUCUAGUUUCCUACUCAUUCCAGAAUCCAGGACAAGAAUCUUGGGAAGUUUCCCUGCAAGCGGCAGCCAAAAAUGAAAUAUUUACCACGGAAGUCGUUUCACCUUUAAUGGAACUUCCGUAAGGUCGAUUUGCAGAGGCGAUCUCCUCUGUUGCCCCAUUCUUACUGGUGCCCUUUGUAACUUGUGCAAUGUUGCUUAUUCUAAAGUCAUUUUUCGUGCUUUGCACCCCUUUGUUUUAAUGCGAGCAUCAUCUGUAAAAGAUGCUCGCAUUAAAGAAAACAGACAGCAUUAAAUACGAGUGAACGAGACCCUCUGCGUUCCGCGUAAUUUCAAUCACUUCCAGACACUGCUUCGAAUUGAUAGUUCAGCAUUCUCACAGCAAUUAAACACAAACAUUGUGUGAUCAGCAGGUAUCGAUCGUGGACGACCAUCGUGCUUUCAGCAUGUGUUGAUGCGGUGUGCAUUACCUAGGUGUCGUGGAGAGGUUACAAGGAAAAGUCAGUUAUCUUGCAGGUCACAGCGAGCAUUGUCAUUGUUAUAAAGAAAACUAAAUUCAACAGAGGUCAGAUAUUUUUUUAAGUAGUUUUUAUUCUGUGCUGGAGGGCCUAAGGCUGUUCGAAACCAAAGCAUUUUGUGCAGUUAUCAAUAAAUAAAAAAAUCCAAAUAAA
Molecule: messenger RNA, 2493 nt
Organism: Polyodon spathula (Mississippi paddlefish)
Lineage: Eukaryota; Metazoa; Chordata; Actinopteri; Acipenseriformes; Polyodontidae
Product: cytokine receptor-like factor 1
Exons: 8
Coding region: 341-1507 (388 amino acids)
Biological process (GO): cytokine-mediated signaling pathway
Cellular component (GO): external side of plasma membrane
Molecular function (GO): protein binding; cytokine receptor activity
Source: RefSeq, a predicted model, not a curated record